AUGCAGGGUAAGCUCUUGCAAUUCACAUUUUCUGUUGUUUAUUAUUUACCCCUUACAAGAACCCGAUAUCAUAUUAACACACUUAAAAUAUAGAAAAUUGUUUUGUUUUGUGUUAAGUCUGUAUCUAUUCGAACUAUUAUCACUUCCCACUUAUUUUCAAUUCUCAUCCAAACUCUAAUUUAUCAGGCCUUGGCAGCUACUUUUUUAAUCAGCAUCAAAAUAAAAUCAUCAGUUAUACAGAGAGGAAAGCGUGGUUUGCUGAGAGGAAUUAAGAGUAUGUGUAUUUGUUAGGUAUUGACUGAAAUCUAGGUUCUAACACUGCAAGGGAAAUUAUGUUGUUUACUGCCGCUCAACAGAAGUAGCUACUGACCUGACCCCAGAAAAAUAACAAGUUGUUUACAGUGCUGCAGAAAAAUGAGCUGUUAGUCCUUGAUAUAGGAGUCAUUAUAGCUAUGAAGGCAGUCGGCAAUCAGAGCUUGGUACAUAAAGAUCACAAAAUGAUAAGUUGCUUCUGACCAUGGUCGGAUGUAAAAUAGAUGGAGGAAAGAGUGUACACUAUUUAAAGAUAAUAGAUGGCCAAGGUCCAGCUAAAGAGAAUACUGAAGAUCACAUAUUUGUUGAAAACUGUCUGGCUCAGGGACCUUCUAGAACUGAUAGGGAAUUAGACCAUUGGUACCAUGAUGAUAAAAAAUAUGUUAAGAGAAAUUACAAUUGUGUUGGUGGCAUUGAAAAACACACCAAGGAACUAACGAAGUCUGGGAUUGAUAAAUUGGACCUGUUACUUAGACCACUUUAUAUUGAUAUACCCAAGGAAGACUUGGCCUGUUCUAGUGACAGUGCACAUCCAGUAAAGGACUUUGGUGUUUUAGGUGAACAAAAUCUAAAACAAGAUACUACAUUCGUAAAUAUUAAUCGAGACAAUAUUAUGGAUCAUUGUGCGGAGUCCAGCUCAAUGACAAAUAUAAAUAUUAUGGAUAGUAAGAUAAGAACUUGUUUCAGAGAAUCUUUUGAAAUGGCUAAUCAUAUGUCUCCCAUACAGAUCUCAUCACAUAACAGUGGCGCCCCCUUUAAGCCACGUAGAAUGAGGGAGUAUUCUUCUUCAUCGACAAGCUCGGCAGAAGAAACAUUGCAACAUCCAUAUCAGCAGCAGUCGCCAUCUACCUCUGCAGAUUUGAAUUAUAAAGCCCAGGAUGCAUCGAGAAUGAAUUUGCCAAAUGGACAAUUAAAUCACAUUGCAGUGUCGAACUACUCACAUUUAACGAGCAUGUUAAUGCGUUCUAAUCCAGCGACGUCUAGUACUAUGACAGGUUAUCUCGGUUACCCUAGGGAUUCUCCAUUCUAUAAGCCUCUAUUAACAAAUCUUGAUUUAAAACAUAGUGAUCAAACAAGAAUGUUACAUGGAGCACCUAAAGAUGGCAGCACUUCACCUACAGAUCCAG
Owenia fusiformis is the source of this 1439-nucleotide messenger RNA. The record is from the annotation of a GenBank genome assembly. NCBI's taxonomy places the organism in Eukaryota, Metazoa, Annelida, Polychaeta, Sabellida, Oweniidae.